Molecule: messenger RNA, 1593 nt
Organism: Neurospora tetraspora
Lineage: Eukaryota; Fungi; Ascomycota; Sordariomycetes; Sordariales; Sordariaceae
Product: putative MAK1 protein
Exons: 5
Coding region: 207-1448 (413 amino acids)
Biological process (GO): protein phosphorylation; intracellular signal transduction
Cellular component (GO): cytoplasm; nucleus
Molecular function (GO): MAP kinase activity; ATP binding
Source: RefSeq, a predicted model, not a curated record
UCGAUAUACAUCCUAUUUUCGUCCCAUACACUCUUCUCGACAUUCUUAAAAAACCUCAAUCCGAACCUCGAAGGGCGUUGAUCGCGCUUGAGCUUACAACCACCACCACACCAGGCCGCUACUGCACUUGCACCUAAAGGCCACCCGAACCUCCUGCUUCUUCAAACUACGAACCGUAUCCGAAACACCACACACACAUAUUCGCCAUGGCUGAUCUCGUGGGUCGCAAGAUCUUCAAGGUCUUUAACCAGGACUUCAUUGUCGACGAGCGCUACACCGUCACCAAGGAGCUCGGUCAGGGAGCUUAUGGCAUUGUCUGCGCCGCCGUGAACACCCAGACGAACGAGGGAGUCGCCAUCAAGAAGGUCACCAAUGUCUUCAGCAAAAAGAUCCUGGCCAAGCGCGCCUUGCGCGAGAUCAAGCUUCUCCAGCACUUCAGGGGCCACCGUAACAUUACCUGCCUCUACGAUAUGGAUAUUCCCCGGCCAGAGAUGUUCAACGAGACCUAUCUCUACGAGGAGUUGAUGGAGUGCGAUCUUGCUGCUAUCAUCAGGUCCGGCCAGCCACUUACAGACGCUCACUUCCAGUCCUUCAUCUACCAGAUUCUCUGCGGUCUCAAGUAUAUCCACUCGGCGAACGUCCUCCAUCGUGAUCUUAAGCCCGGCAACCUGUUAGUUAAUGCCGACUGCGAGCUCAAGAUUUGCGACUUCGGUCUUGCGCGUGGUUUCUCCGUUGAUCCCGAGGAGAACGCCGGUUACAUGACGGAGUACGUUGCCACAAGAUGGUAUCGUGCUCCCGAAAUCAUGUUGUCCUUCCAGAACUAUACCAAAGCCAUUGACGUAUGGUCCGUUGGCUGUAUCCUUGCCGAGCUCCUCGGUGGUCGUCCCUUCUUCAAGGGCAGAGAUUACGUCGAUCAGCUAAACCAGAUUCUCCACAUUCUCGGCACACCGAAUGAGGAGACCCUCUCCCGUAUCGGCUCUCCCAGAGCCCAGGAAUACGUCCGCAACUUGCCUCCUAUGCCCAAGAAGUCCUUCCAGGCGCUCUUCCCCCAGGCCAACCCCGACGCCCUCGAUCUUCUCGACCGCAUGCUCGCCUUCGAUCCUAGCAGCCGUAUCAGCGUUGAUGAGGCUCUCAAGCACCCUUACCUCGCCAUCUGGCACGAUGCCAGCGACGAGCCCGACUGCCCUACUACCUUCAACUUCGACUUUGAGGUUGUCGACGAUGUGGGCGAGAUGCGCAAGAUGAUUCUCGACGAGGUCUAUAGGUUCAGGCAGCUUGUCCGCACCGUGCCCGGUGGUCACGAGCAGGGCGGUGCUCAACCCCAGGCUCCCGGUCAGGUGCCCAUGCCUACUGAUGUGCACGGUCAGCAAUGGACUGCCGAGGAUCCCAGGCCACAUGAGUAUGGCGCGUACAACGGCGGCCUCGAGGCCGAGCUUGGUGGUAGAUAAGCAAUGACAGAAGGAUGAAAAGGUUCUAUAUGCGAUAAUGAGACGAAAGGCUGGUUUGGGAAGCAUCUGAUGAUCAAACGUGACUCAGGUCGAUGUCUUGGCUGCAAAAGAACAGCAAAGACUAUGACAUGGGGUUUCUUUUUGG